UGUCUGUGCCACAGCCAUGGCAUGUGUUUGACUGCUGAUUUUAACACUUGAAGACGUCAGUAAAGGCGGUCCUUUGUGCAUACCGGAGCAGAGGGUUCAUAUCCUGCUCCAUUAGUGGGGGAAACUCUUGUUUGCGCCUCAUUCUCUUCUGGAAAACCCUGUGAGGACAUCUGUGGGCUCAGCAGCAUGGAGGGGUCCAAAGGAGAGGGGAGCCAAGCGGAGCAAGCGGCGUCUUUAUUUGGGACGUCCGAGCUGGAGAGCCAGAGGAUCAGCGCUCAGCAGAGGAGGAAGGGGGGUCACCUCUGUAAAAUCAUAACUGGGCUACUCCUGCUGUGCCUACUGAUCGUCAUUCUGGCUGUGGUGAUUUUUGUAAAAAACGACGAAAGGAGCAUAGAAUCUGGGAGACUCUGGGAGACAGAGGCAAAGGAGGUUCAAGAGCCUCAGUGCCCACCUGGUUUUUCCAGACCUCCUCUCCUCCUUGUGUCCUUGGAUGGUUUCCGAGCAGAGUAUUUUAAAGACCCCAAAAGCCAGACACCGAUCAUUAACAAGCUGCGAAAAGAUGGAACAACAACACCUUACCUCAGGCCUGUUUAUCCUACAAAGACUUUUCCAAACCACUAUACCAUAGUGACUGGUCUUUAUCCAGAGUCUCAUGGCAUUGUAGACAACAAGAUGUACGAUGUGACCCGGAAUGCUUCAUUUAGCUUAAAGUCUCCUGAGAAAUUUAAUGCAGAGUGGUACCAGGGGGAACCGGUGUGGAUCACCGCCAUGCAGCAAAAACUAAAAACAGCCACUUUUUUCUGGCCAGGUUCAGAUGUAGAAAUUAAUGGCUCCUUCCCAAAUUUCUACAAGAAAUAUGAUAAGAGCAUCACAUUUGAGACGAGAUUGGAAACGCUGUUUGAUUGGCUCAGUUUGCCCGAGAAGGAAAGACCUGACUUUUAUACUUUGUACUUGGAAGAACCAGACAGUACAGGACAUAGAUAUGGCCCACAAAGUCAGGAGAUUUUGAAAGCCUUGGAGAGGGUUGACAAGAUAAUGGGCGACCUCAUGAAUGGACUUUUUACAAGAAAUCUUCACCAGUGUAUAAACAUAAUAAUUGUAUCCGACCACGGAAUGGAAGAGGCUUCAUGUGAAAGAGCAUCUUUUGUGUCAGAUUAUCAGAAAGGCACAUCUGACUUCAUAGUCAUUCAAGGCGCAGCAGCUCGCAUCAGACCAAAGCGCCUUCCAGAGGAUUACUUCUCCUUUGACUAUGAAGGCCUGAUAAAGAACCUGUCGUGCAGGGUUAAUGACCAGCCAAUGAGGCCGUACCUCAAAGAAAACCUCCCCAAAAGGAUGCACUUUGCCAACAACAAGCGCAUUGAGAGGGGCCAUCUGUAUAUGAAGCAGGGCUGGCAGGCAGCACUUACUAAAACAGAAGUCAAAUAUUGCAGUGGUGGUUUCCAUGGCUCAGACAAUCUCUUCACAAACAUGCAGGGGAUCUUCAUUGGUUAUGGUCCAGGAUUUAAAACGAAUACAAUUGUUCCCCCGUUUGAAAACAUUGAAGUAUAUAACCUCAUGUGCGACCUUCUAGGUAUCCGUCCAUCUCCUAACAAUGGGACCCAUGGCAGCCUGAAUCAUCUCCUGAAGCAUCCGUUCUAUAAGCCCGUUUACCCCGCGCAGCUCUCCCAUGAAACCCCCUGUGACAGCUCCAACCCGGUUUCCACAGACGACCUGCAGUGCCUCUGUUCAUCUCAGACCACUAAAACACAGACAGUUUUAAAUGGACGACUUUUAACAAUAAACUCAGACACCAAGAGUAACUUGCGCCGCCUUCACCAGCCUUUCGGAACCCCUGUGGUCACUCAGGCAGACACAAGUUUUUGUCUACUGUACCAGGAUGAUUACAUCAGUGGAUACAGCAGAGACCGCCUCAUGCCGCUCUGGGUGUCGUUCACCAUCCAGCCUCUGCCCAGUGUGUGGUACCCAAGCCAAGAGGGGUGUGUUGGAGCAGACCCACGCAUCCCGUCUUCAUCUGGUCAGCUGUGUCUCCUCUACAGCGAUGAGGCCAAAUUAUCGUAUGGCCUGCUGCACCCCCCAUAUCUGAAUGCCACUGGUCCAGAGACGGACUCUCUUAUCAGCAGCAACAUGGCGCCAAUGUUCCCUGCAUUCAAAGAGGUUUGGAACCGUUUCCACACUUCUGUGCUUUUUAGUUAUUUGCAACAGCUGAAUGGGGUCAACAUUAUCAGUGGGCCGAUAUUUGAUGUAGACUUUGAUGGAAAUGCUGAUCCAGUCAAGAAAAGCACAGGGAACCAAACUGAUGUCCCGACGCAUUUCUUCUUGAUCAUGACCAGCUGCCGCAACUCCAGCUUGACUCCUAUUAACUGCGAGGGUCCACUUCAGGCCAUUUCCUUCAUUAUGCCCCACAUAUCUGACUACACAGAGUUCUGUGCUGAGCGGUCUGAAUUUGCGUGGAUAGAGGAGUGGCUGAGAUUUCACACCGCAAGAGUUCGAGACAUUGAGCUCCUAACAGGGAUCAGCUUCUACCAUGACAGGAUAUCAGUGGAAGAGACGAUGCAGCUUAAAACGUUUCUACACACUGCAACACCCAGAGACUAAUUUUAAAAAAGCUUGGCUUUCCAACGAAGGCAAGAUAUGUCUAAAGCCAGUCCAAUUUUUAGAUGCACCGAAGCAGCAGGUUCUUUAGCUGCUUUAUUGAGAAAGUUUCCUAUUUCAGACCAAAGGCUUCUAACUUAAAUUACCUUCCAUUUUUAGCCGUAUUUUUUAAGACCAAUGUUUCUGGACUCUUUUGGCAUUAAUCUUUGCUGUAGUUUUCAACUUUGAGAAAAAUCUUCCUGGUGCUUUCUCUGACUUUUAAGCCAAAAUGCUAUAAAAUGAAAAAUGUUACCUCUUGAAGAUGAGCUUUUUGGGAAAUAGUAGGAAUGCCAUCUCCUUAUGUAUAAAAUGAAUAAGUAGCAUAUGUUUGUCAAAGGAAUCAUGCCAUAUUAAGAGGACUUUCCAUCCAAAUUUUGUUGCUGAGUUAUCUUGUCUGUUUUUUAUAAUGUUUUGGAUCAGUACAGUUUUUAGUAUUUUGUGAAUUUUUGGAAAAUAGAAAUUUCGUGUAUGUUGGUAAAAAUGUGCAGUAUUAAUGUUUGGAAUAUUAACCUUGUCUUAAACAGAUGCUUUACUUCCUC
Molecule: messenger RNA, 3170 nt
Organism: Cyprinodon tularosa
Lineage: Eukaryota; Metazoa; Chordata; Actinopteri; Cyprinodontiformes; Cyprinodontidae
Gene: enpp1
Product: ectonucleotide pyrophosphatase/phosphodiesterase 1
Exons: 23
Coding region: 187-2595 (802 amino acids)
Biological process (GO): negative regulation of fat cell differentiation; nucleoside triphosphate catabolic process; regulation of bone mineralization
Cellular component (GO): cell surface
Molecular function (GO): phosphodiesterase I activity; dinucleotide phosphatase activity; nucleic acid binding
Source: RefSeq, a predicted model, not a curated record